ACCUUUUCCUGUAUUUUCUUGUUUCAUUGCAGGUUGGAGGUUGUCCAUGGCUCUCGUGUGUGAAAGCCGAGGCCGCUCCAGAUCCAGAAGUGCUGCCUUCCCCCAGACACAGACAGCAGCUCUGGAUACAGACACACAGGAUGCCACCGCUGAGCUUCCGGGUUAUUUGGCACCUCUGUCGUCCCAGUUGGCUGAUUCUGUGUCCACAGACCAGAGGAAGAGGAAGAGGCAGAGCGACAGCCAGCAAACACCGUCUGCCUCAUCCAGAAGAUCAGCCAAACGCUCUCGCAGAGGUCUGACUUGUGUGUCAGACGAGUAUGUGAAGGGUCCGCUGCUGGGACGAGGUGGAUUCGGCUCGGUGUUUGCUGGGAUCCGCAGGUCUGAUGGACUGCCAGUGGCCAUCAAGUACGUCUCUAAAGACCGAACCCAUGAGACACUGAAAGUUGACGGUAAGGGUCGGCUGCCACUGGAAGUGGCGUUGAUGAUCCGCGUCACUUCAGCUCCUGUCUGCCCCAGUGUCCUUCAGCUGCUGGACUGGUUUGACCGUCCCAGAUGCUACAUCCUGAUCCUGGAGCGUCCAGCUCCCUGCCAAGAUCUCCAGAGCUUCUGUGAGGAGAACGGCUGUCUGGACGAGCGUCUGGCCAAGAGAGUGCUGGUGCAGCUGAUCGCGGCGCUGAAACACUGCGAGAGCCGAGGCGUUCUGCACCGGGACGUCAAGCCGGAGAACCUGCUUGUCUCCACAGAGUCCCAGGACAUCAAGCUGCUGGACUUCGGCUGUGGAGAUCUGCUGAAGCGCUCGGCCUACAGAUACUUUGCAGGCACUACUGCAUACGCUCCUCCUGAGUGGUUCCACAGGCAUCGCUAUCAUGCGGCUCCAGCUACAGUCUGGUCAGUCGGAGUGACGCUCUUCAACAUCCUGUGUGACUGCUUCCCCUUCAGAGGCGCACAGAGGGUCACGUCCAGAAGCAGACUGCUCUUCCCCAGACAGCUGUCCACAGGUUUGGAAAAAGGCAGCUGUACUCGUGCUGCUCCCUCCUACAGUGCAGAACAAACGCUAUAUUCAUCUGAAACUCCACCCGAGCAACUUCAGGACAGACGGAGCGCAAUAAUACCAUUGAUGCGGCGGAACGCGGACGCGCACACACCGGCUGACUGA
This is a messenger RNA of Danio aesculapii, 1156 nucleotides long. Its product is annotated as serine/threonine-protein kinase pim-3-like. The coding region runs from base 47 to 1156 and encodes 369 amino acids. The record is from RefSeq and is a predicted model, not a curated record. Gene Ontology annotation, cellular component: cytoplasm. Lineage: Eukaryota; Metazoa; Chordata; Actinopteri; Cypriniformes; Danionidae. The transcript has 6 exons. Gene Ontology annotation, molecular function: protein serine/threonine kinase activity; ATP binding. Gene Ontology annotation, biological process: protein autophosphorylation; negative regulation of apoptotic process; regulation of mitotic cell cycle.